Messenger RNA from Cervus elaphus (red deer), 1562 nucleotides. It is a transcript of the gene DUSP13B, whose product is annotated as dual specificity phosphatase 13. Gene Ontology annotation, cellular component: cytoplasm. Gene Ontology annotation, molecular function: MAP kinase phosphatase activity; protein tyrosine/serine/threonine phosphatase activity. The transcript has 7 exons. Bases 57 to 1301 code for a protein of 414 amino acids. The record is from RefSeq and is a predicted model, not a curated record. Gene Ontology annotation, biological process: protein dephosphorylation; negative regulation of MAPK cascade. NCBI's taxonomy places the organism in Eukaryota, Metazoa, Chordata, Mammalia, Artiodactyla, Cervidae.
CACUGGAGAGGCAGAGAGGAGUGACCACAGAGACAGAGGGGUGGGUGGGCUGGCCCAUGGCGGAGGCUUCGCUCCCACAGCUGAGGGGAGAUGCCGAAGCCACGCCUUGCCCCAGCGUCCUGGAACUGGAGGAGCUCCUGAGGGCAGGGAAGGUUUCUUCCAGCCACGUGGAUGAAGUUUGGCCCAACCUUUACAUAGGAGAUGCCCAAGGUCCUGGUGCACUGCGUGGUCGGGGUGAGCCGCUCCGCCACACUGGUCCUGGCCUACCUCAUGCUGCGCCAGCAGCUCUCCCUGCGCCAGGCGGUGAUCACCGUGAGGGAGCGCCGAUGGGUCUUCCCCAACAGAGGUUUCCUCCACCAGCUCUGCCGGCUGGACCAGCAGCUGCGGGGUGCAGGCCGGAGCUGAGGGGCCAGAGCUGGGCCUUACUCCCUGCUAUGGGGCUCUGCCACUUUGCCCUGGCCCUGCUGGUGCUGCUGGAGAUUGUGGCCCAGGUGGAUACCCAGAAGAUGGUAAGAGCCCAGUGCGGGGCCCGCCCUAGAGCCUGCAACUCCAUCCAUUUCCUCCUGCUGCCUGCACUCCCUCUCAGCCACGGCCUCCAGUUCUCACAGAAACAGCAUCAAGUGUGCAGAGACAGGCGUCUGGAAGCUGGGAGCAAAAACUGCCUGUCAGAGAAGACCACAGCCUGGGCCAAAUACCCCCACAGGAUGGACUCGUUGCAGAAGCAGGACCUCCGGAGGCCCAAGAUCCAUGGGUCAGUCCGGGUGUCCCCCUACCAGCCACCCACGCUGGCCUCGCUGCAGCGCUUACUGUGGGUCCGUCGGGCUGCCAUGUUGAACCACAUCAACGAAGUCUGGCCCAACCUCUUCCUGGGAGAUGCGUACGCAGCCCGGGACAAGAACAAGCUGACCCAGCUGGGCAUCACCCAUGUUGUGAAUGUCGCCGCAGGCAAGUUUCAGGUGGACACAGGUGCCAAGUUCUACCGUGGAAUGCCCUUGGAGUACUAUGGCAUCGAGGCUGAUGACAACCCCUUCUUUGACCUCAGUGUCUACUUUCUGCCUGUUGCUCGAUACAUCCGAAGUGCCCUCAGCGUUCCCCAAGGCCAUGUGCUGGUACACUGUGCCAUGGGGGUGAGCCGCUCUGCCACAGUUGUCCUGGCCUUCCUCAUGAUCUGCGAGAACAUGACGCUGGUGGAGGCCAUCCAGACAGUGCAGGCCCACCGCGACAUCUGCCCCAACUCAGGCUUCCUCCGGCAGCUCCAGGUCCUGGACAACCGACUGGGGCGGGAGACGGGCCGGCUCUGACCUGGUGGGCAGCCAGGAAUCCUGACCCUCUGGCCGGCAUGGCCCACCUAACCAGCCUGGACCUGGGGGCCUUGUUUCCGGUGACCUUGAGAUGUAAAUAGCAAGUGGGGGCUUAGCUGAGGCAGAGGCAGGGAGAGCUGGUGGUGACCUUUAGCAGGUGGAUAUUCCCUGACCCAAUCCAAAGAUUCUUUAUGCAAAAGAGAGUUCAGUCUGUCUCUAUAAUAAAAGGUUCCUCAUAAUAAAGACUUCAUCUUCUGGUGA